AUGAUGCAUCACCCGAACAUGCAUCAUCAGCCGAUGUCGGGCCACCCACCACAGCACCUUGCGGGCCACCAAGCGAUGCCCUCGCAUCACCAAAUGCCGCCCCAUCAAAUGCACAGGGAGAACAGGAUGGCGAUGGGUCCAUCGGGUGCGCACGGACAGUCGCUGGGCGGACUGGGCGCGCUCGGCGUGCACCAACACCACGCGCCGCCGCGCGCGCAGCACGCUCAGCACGCGCAACACAAUAUUCGCGCCAUGUCCCACCAUCCGCCAGCACAACACCACCCCAUACAGCCGAUAAAGCAAUUGCGGCGUCCGUACGGUGUGAGCAGCGGCAACGCGCAUCCGUACGGUCCGAGCGGCGUGAUGCCGCAGUACCCGGGCCCGCAGCCGCACCAGCCGCCCUCCACGCAGCCAGCACACAACACGCAUACAGGUCUGUGCCGACCUUCUUCGCCUCUGAUGGGUCAGGCUAAACUAAGUAAUUUUGGCCAGUUUGAUUCAAAUACCACAAAAGGAAAGUAA
Molecule: messenger RNA, 522 nt
Organism: Papilio xuthus (Asian swallowtail)
Lineage: Eukaryota; Metazoa; Arthropoda; Insecta; Lepidoptera; Papilionidae
Product: histidine-rich glycoprotein-like
Exons: 5
Coding region: 1-522 (173 amino acids)
Source: RefSeq, a predicted model, not a curated record